Molecule: messenger RNA, 1188 nt
Organism: Syzygium oleosum
Lineage: Eukaryota; Viridiplantae; Streptophyta; Magnoliopsida; Myrtales; Myrtaceae
Exons: 1
Coding region: 340-966 (208 amino acids)
Source: RefSeq, a predicted model, not a curated record
AGUUGGACCACUUCCCACAGUGUGAUUGCACCAUAAAACUUUGUACUUACAUAAACACAUAAAUUAUAUACACUAUAGAAAAAGUUGGCCCUAUUGGCAAUUUUCUUUUCCCUUUCCCUAUCCUAAUUUUGCUUAUUUAUUUAUGUGGGCUAGGUUAAUUAGAGCAAGGAAGCUUUCAAGAAGAAUCCCACCGACGAUAUCUUUUGUUUUCCCUCUCCCUCCAGAAAAUUUUCCCCUCUUUCUCGACACCCUCCAAAACCCUAGUGUAUAUGCACACAAGGACGAAAGCAGAACAUCGUUGCAGUAUUCUCCCUCUUGACAAUAUACUGAGUGAUCGACAUGGGGAAUUGCCUCUUUGGAGGCUUAGGAGAGGCUAAUCAAGAGCUCGUCAAGGUGGUGGCGCCCAACGGUGGGGUCAUGGAGUUUUACGCCCCGAUCGCCGUCCGAUCCAUCACGGACGAGUUCCCGGGCCUUGGCAUCUUCCGUGCGCACGAUCUAUUCUGGAAUCCGCUCCCUCUCCACGAGGAGCUGGUGGUAGGAGAGUCCUACUACUUGCUCCCCUAUGACAAUGGCGACGGUAGCAAAUCACGAGAUCAUACAUUGUUGUUGGGCAACGAGGUCAUGAGAGAAGGCCAUGUCCGGUCCAGUAGCAUACCGACGUCGCUCGUCUCGCCGUACCGGAUGUCACUGGAUUACCAAGGCAUGUUGAAGAGUUCGUACACCGAGGUCUUCUCUAGGGAUAGUGGCAAGAUCAACAAUGGGGUUUGGAAGGUGAAGCUUGUGAUUUGUCCGGAGCAGUUGCUCGAGAUAUUAUCGCAAGAAGGCCGGACGCAGGAGCUGAUCGAGAGCAUUAGAGCCGUGGUGAAGUGCGGGAACGGCCCAGCAUCUGGCAGGUUCUCCGACCAGUGGAGCCUCCCAAGCAGUGCCAGUGGUUCCUCUAAGACUGAAGGCCUGGUGGAUAUUUAGCUGGAAUUGUAGGUCUCAGACUGCUUAUUUAUUUAUUUAUUUUAUGUUUAGCUUGCACUCUAUAGUAAGUUUAGUAAAAAAUCUUUCUUUUUCCGGUAUACUGAGGGCAAGGAGGCGCUUCAAAACGCUAUCCGUCAAAUCUCACGCAUGUAAUGUUUUCGAUUUUACGCAUACCGGGUAAUUCUCGAGUCUUACCAUUGGACCAAGGACAAAUUGACAAGA